GUAAGAGGGGGAGAAAGGGAGAAAAACAUGCAGGAUAAGUUAGGGGGAGAGGGGGCCCAUGUUGACGCCAGUGUUGUCUCUUCCUACCGCGAGCGUCGUGCACAUUCAUUAACUGCUGCAAAUGGGUGUCCAGAAGGGUUAACAGGAGGCACAAAGAGGACUGUUGAUUACUGUUUUGUAUCUGGGUGAGAAGCGGACAGGAUUCAGAGACAAAAAAAGAGGUAAAUUUGCAUGACUGAUACAAUGUUAGUGUAGCUAAACUAAGCAGAAACUAAGUGUGAUCAGUUUGAGGUGUCCAAACAGAGGAAUGGACGGGACACAAAUGAAGAAAGAGGGUGACAAGGAGAAGGAGAAGACGGAAGAGGACGUGGUGCACCUGCGGAGAGAGAUCGGCCUGCUGCCGGCGGUGUGCUUCAUCAUCGGCUCGGUGGUGGGCAGCGGAAUCUUCAUCGCACCCAAGGGAGUCCUGGUGAACAGCGGCAGCGUGGGGCUCUCUCUGCUGGUCUGGGUGCUGUGUGGGAUCCUGUCUUUGUUUGGGGCCCUGUGCUAUGCUGAACUGGGCACCAGUUUUACAAAAUCAGGGGGCCACUACACGUAUCUACUGGAGACACUGGGGCCACUGCCGGCCUUUUUACGACUCUGGGUGGAGUUCUUAUUCAUCAGGCCAUCUGUGGCUUCCUAUUCGUCCCUGGCGUUUGGCCGCUAUGUGGUGGAGCCCUUCUUUGAACCCUGCUCUGCUCCCACAGUGCUGAUCAAAGUAGUUGGCAUCCUGGGAUUCACGUUUGUCGUGGCAGUCAACUGCUGGAGUGUGACCAUGGCCUCUCGCACUCAGGUCACCUUGACCUUCAUUAAGAUGUUCGCUGUGGUCCUCAUCAUCAUCCCCGGUGUCAUCGCACUGGCCAAAGGAAAAACAGAGAAUUUCCAGAACGGUUUUGAGUUUGAUUCAUUAAAAUUGGAUAAAUUGCCCCUGGCCUUCUAUAACGGCCUAUAUGCCUACGGUGGAUGGUUUUAUCUGAACUUUAUCACAGAAGAGGUCAUAAACCCAAAUAGAAACAUCCCACUGGCAAUAAUCUGCUCCAUGGUGACGGUGACAGUCUGUUACGUGCUUAUUAAUGUGGCCUACUACACCAUGAUGACUCCUGCUGAGCUGCUGCUGUCUGAGGCUGUGGCUGUGACGUUUGCGAAUCGUGCUCUCCAGGGAUUGGCUAACACAAUUCCCUUUCUUGUGGCCUUAUCCUGCCUCGGAGCGCUUAACGGUGGCAUGUUUGGUUCACCCAGGAUGCUGUUUGUGGGAGCCAGAGAGGGCCACUGGCCUCCCAUCUUUUCCAUGAUUCACAUCCGCAGACGUACACCUAUGCCUGCUGUGCUGUUACUGUACCCGUUGGUGUUGGUGAUGUUGAUCACCGGAGAGAUCUACCAGCUCAUCAACUUCGCCUCCUUUGCUCGCUGGUUCUUCAUCGCCUUGGCAACCUUGGGGAUGCUCAUCCAUCGCUAUCGCUUCCCCCACCACCCGAGACCUUUCAAGGUGCCCCUGGCCAUCGCGGUCACCUUCACGGUGGUUUGCUUCUUCAUCGUGGGUCUGUCUCUGUUCUCGGACCCCUGGAACACGGGGGUUAGCUGUGCUCUCACGCUCACCGGGGUCCCGGUUUACUAUGUGACCGUCUACCGCUCCCGCUUGCCCCAUAGAUGGAGACGCAUCUUUAACUACUUCAGCAAGCAGCUGCAGAUCCUUCUAGAAGUGGCUCAACAGGAAAUCCAGACGUACUGAAGACACCAAAGAUCACUUCCUACUGACAGACUUCCUGGAUAUCACCUGAACUAGUCCUAGAAUCUUCUUUUGUUUAGUUUUACGUGUUUCAAGUGGCAAUUUUGGAUACGAAAAUAAUUUUAAAAUGCUGUUGUAAGAAAGCUAUGACAAAAAUGACACUGGGAACAGGUGGCGUAUCGGACUACUAUAAUGCAUUAGAUUGAGGUAAGCUGCUUAUGUUGGACACUUUUGCCGUGUCAGCUUUAACCACUGAAAUAAGAGAUGCCGCUUUUUUAUAUUCAUCACGAACUUCUAAAGCUCUGCUUAAGAUAAUCUUAUUUUUUUUUUUUACAAAGUUCUGUAACAGCAAUAAAUUCUUGAAUCACAGAGACAUCUAUAUCAGGUUUCAACUUUUAUUCAAAUAUAAAUAAAAAAUAUUUUUCAGA
Molecule: messenger RNA, 2193 nt
Organism: Sebastes umbrosus (honeycomb rockfish)
Lineage: Eukaryota; Metazoa; Chordata; Actinopteri; Perciformes; Sebastidae
Product: cystine/glutamate transporter
Exons: 12
Coding region: 308-1768 (486 amino acids)
Biological process (GO): amino acid transmembrane transport
Cellular component (GO): membrane
Molecular function (GO): L-amino acid transmembrane transporter activity
Source: RefSeq, a predicted model, not a curated record